UUCGUCCCGCCCCCUUCCCGGGAGUCAGUGCACAGCUUUCUACUUCCGCUUCCGGCGGCUUUUGUGAUACCCACAGCGCAGCGAUGGCGGCCGGUGGCGGUGAUCCGCGGGCUGGCGACGUGGAAGAGGACGCCUCACAACUCAUCUUCCCCAAAGAAUUUGAAACAGCUGAGACACUUCUAAAUUCCGAAGUUCAUAUGCUUUUGGAGCAUCGGAAGCAACAGAAUGAGAGUGCAGAGGAUGAGCAGGAGCUCUCUGGGGUCUUCAUGAAAACUUUGAACUACACAGCUCGAUUCAGUCGAUUCAAAAACAGAGAGACCAUUGCCAGUGUCCGUAGUUUGCUGCUCCAGAAAAAGCUGCAUAAGUUUGAACUGGCCUGUUUGGCCAAUCUUUGCCCAGAGACUGCUGAGGAGUCCAAGGCUCUUAUCCCAAGCCUGGAGGGACGAUUUGAAGAUGAAGAGCUGCAGCAGAUUCUUGAUGACAUCCAGACAAAGCGUAGUUUUCAGUAUUAAUCUCCAGACAUCACUCAGUGGCUUAGAGGGUGCCACUUUCUCCAGUGCCAGAUGGGCUUUGCUUUUCAGAAAUCUAACCUUUGGAGGGGACAUUACAGCUUGGGUUGGGUCAGUGUGCUCUCGAGUUGUUCUUGGAAGCCCCUGGUCACUGAACCUGGAGUGCCUGGGCAGUGGUUGCCUGCUGCUGCCUAAGCUUGCUGCUGUGAAGGUUGGAGGGGUAAUGUGCAGAUCAAGCUGUCAGCUACCUCAUGUGGUGGUUUUUGAACCCCAUGUUAUUUUUUUAUUCCUUGUAUUUCAAUUUCAGGUGUGUAAGGCCUACAAGCACAGUAUUAAUGUGUUUGUAAUUUUGAAAGUAAAUGAGAACAUAGAAACCUUGUAUGGGUAAAAAUAGUAUUACCUAGCAAACCCACCCCCACACACUUCCACCCCCCCACCCCUGUACUCCUGGGUGAGGAGCGCCAGGAAACCAAGCAACCCUUCCCAUCAGUGAGCAGCUGUGAGUGCACAUUUACUGGAACCUACACCAUGCUGGGACCUGGUAAGCAGCUGUGAGCCUGCCGGCCCGUGGGCUAAAAAUCAAACCACAUCUCCCCCACUCCCAAGUGAUCUGUACAUCCCUUGGGAGGUUGACCAUAGGCAAUGCAUCAAAUAGGGGGGAUUUCCUUCUACCAUCUCUUUGAAGGCAAAUACUUUUUAUCGCUGUUUUGCUUUGUUCUAAUUAAUGGUGUUAUUUUAGCCUGUUUUGUUUUUUGAACUUCAAUAUGCAUGAAAGUAUGAACAGCUAUUUUGAAGAGAAUGAGAGACUCUACUAUAGCCACUAGUGACUUCCCUAUUGUCUGGUUUUGAAGACCUAAAAUGCCUUCCUCAUUCUGUUCAGAUCAUUUUUCUGCUAUGUUGUUUUGUAUGAAUUCUCUGUAUGCAAAGACAUGGACAACUAUUUGGAAGAAAUCAAGAGAAUAUGAUAGAUAGCGAAGAUCUCAGGUUGUCUAGCUUUGAAAUUUGUAUCUCUUACAUUUCUUUUUUAUGUCCCAUUUUGUUCUGUUUUGUUGUGUUUAAUUUUACUCCCUUUAAAAUAGUUGUCUGCAUUCUCCACUAAUAAAAAAAAGAAGUAAUGGCAAAA
Cavia porcellus (domestic guinea pig) is the source of this 1632-nucleotide messenger RNA. It is a transcript of the gene Polr2d, whose product is annotated as RNA polymerase II subunit D. The record is from RefSeq and is a predicted model, not a curated record. The transcript is spliced from 4 exons. Gene Ontology annotation, molecular function: nucleotide binding; translation initiation factor binding. Bases 84 to 512 code for a protein of 142 amino acids. Lineage: Eukaryota; Metazoa; Chordata; Mammalia; Rodentia; Caviidae. Gene Ontology annotation, biological process: transcription initiation at RNA polymerase II promoter. Gene Ontology annotation, cellular component: RNA polymerase II, core complex.